AUGGCAAACACGGGUCUUACAAUUCCCGAUGAAGGUUACGACUUAUCGCAGAAGAAAUUGAGUGUCAACCUUAGCAAUGUAUCUCUGGCCGGUAUUCAAAAUCCCAGUGCUGACAAGAAACAAUCGGCCCUGGUUUCCUUCAAAAUGGGCAUUUGCAACAUCUCACCUUAUUCUCGAACAGGGAAACACCUCCAGAUCCUGAAGAUGGUCCUGUUUCCACUUCUACCCGCUGCGGCCUUGCUGAUAUUCGUCAGUAUCGAACUGGACAGUACCUUGCGUGAACGGCAGAAACUGGAUGCGUCCAGGACAGAAAUAGCCCUCACAAAAAGCGUUGGGGAAUUGAUCCACAGCUUACAAGUUGAACGCUCGCAAACCACUCUGUUCAUGGUACAAUCCCACAACCUGACGCCAACUGAAUCCGUAGCUUGGGAUGAACGUCUGGAGGAGUGUUUUAACAAAACAGAUGAAGCACUAACAAACCUGCCAGAAUGGCCUCUAAGCAACACUGUAAGUUCUGAUUCUGCUCUCUACGACUCAAAGGGGACGUUCCAGUCGCAUUUGAACGAAGAGCGAGUCAUCCUCGGUUCCGUUGACGUGGCAGAAGAGAUCCUCUUCUACUCCAAAAUCAAUGAGAUUUUGAUUGAUUGGUUCAUAUAUGCCAUCCGAACGAAUGUCCACGAAGGUCUAUGGAAUGAGAUCGUGUCCUAUCAGUUCUUGGUCCAAGCGAAAGAGAACGUGGGACUCCUUAUGGCCUACGGCGAAGAGGCCUUUUUAAAUCGCACUCUCCGAACUGAGGACUUUCUCGCCUUCAUGCGAAACGACGUCCUCCUAGUGUACAACCUCGCAUCAUCUUUUAAAUUUUCCGGCGACUACGCCAAAGAUGUGUACGACAGCCUGAUCACGAGUUCUGGCAUUGCAACCACUGUACAAAGCAUGCGGGAUGAAAUCGUACAUACUCUCAGUGUAAACUCGUCAGGUAUAAUCACCUUAUCAUCAGCGCACUGGUUCGGGAACCUCAGUGGAUACCUCGAUGGCCUCAAGAAGGUUGAGGACGUCGUCAUUAACCACAUCGAUGAUAUCAUCGAUAAGAGCAUCAGCGCUAAUGUCGACGAGGUCGUCAUUGACGGUAUCCUCUUCGGGAUCAUCGCUCUCGUGGCACCCAUCAUUAUUUUCUUUGCCAUCAGGACGACGUCGAAGAUCCAGGCGUAUGCCUUCGGACUGACCGUCAAGACCGAGCAGCUGGCCAGUGAAAAGAAGAGAAGUGAUUCUCUGCUUUACAGGAUGCUGCCUAGAACUGUGGCCCAACAGCUCAAACUCAACCUGACGGUCCCUGCCGAGAAUUACGACAGCGUCACGGUGUACUUCAGCGACAUCGUGGGUUUCACCAAGCUGUCAGCCAUCAGUAGCCCAAUGCAGGUCGUGGGAUUUCUCAAUCUUCUCUACCAGUUCUUCGACUCCUGCAUUGAAAAAUACGACGUCUACAAAGUCGAGACCAUCGGCGACGCUUACAUGGUCGUCAGCGGUGUUCCCAUACGAAACGGUGAUCGACAUGCUUUCGAGAUCGCCUCGCUGGCUCUCGACAUGAUCGAAGGGGUACAGACCUUCAGAUUACCGCAUCUCAAAUCUGAGAGAGUACUGAUGAGGAUCGGUGCUCACACGGGUCCGUGUGCUGCCGGUGUUGUGGGAUCAAAGAUGCCUAGAUAUUGCCUGUUUGGAGAUACGGUCAACACAGCCUCCAGGAUGGAGUCUAAUAGUUAUCCAAUGAAAAUCCACAUCAGUGAUGAUUUUAAAUCAGUCCUGGAUACUAUCGGAGGCUUUCAGACCGAACCCAGAGGUAUCAUAGAGGUCAAGGGAAAAGGUAACAUGUUUACGCAUUGGCUUCUGGGUAAGGAUUCCCCUCAGCGCGAACGUACGUCCUGUCCUGAGGUCGAAAUCGGUGACAUUGGUAACGCGGGGUCAAGAAGCGUGUCAAAGGUCAACGGAAGUGACAUCAUCAACUAUGGCUACUAUCGUGACGACGAAGAAAGCUGAAAUUCAUAAAUUAGUAGAUGCUGACGCAGUACAAAAACUAAAUAGGAAGAAGAGUAGAGACUCAAGAAUAGGCCUACGUCCUAAAACGUGCCUAAAUACACACAUGUGUGACUAUCUUGCCUAGAAUUUGACAUAACGGUACAUUUUGCAACACAAUCCAGGAGAACAGCCUGUGAUGGUUUCAAAGAAACACCGUAUAUACAAGCUGGAUUUUCAGGAAAUGUUUUGCCUAGUUUGUGUACUAUUCUUGCUCGUAUUGUAAUACAGAUAAGAACAUUUCCAUUUCAUUGCCAUAUAUGUUACAUCAUUUCUUCAUGUUUUGGUUUUGUGUGUCUUUGCCUAAUGCUAUCAUAAUUUAUUAACAAUUAUGAGCUUUAUUCAUUUUUUAAAAAUUACUUGUAUUCCGAGAUUGAAUGUGAAUUGCCCUAAGACAUUCAGCUUUGCAGUGAUACAUCUGUUUUUUGAGAUUGCAGGCAGGCUGAAAUUGCGUUACUCUCCAAUUUGAAACAAUUUUUGUUGAAGUUUUCGAGUCGUCCUAUGUGAACUUAAAUUUAUCAACAAUCAACUUUCGUCUGCAUAUUUAUCGUUUGUAAUUUUGUGUUAUCAAUUUUUUCAACGCUCUACAUAUUUGUUUGUAUUUUGGGAUUGAACCCAACUUAUGUCUGCAUCGUGUUUAGACUUGGAACUGAUCAUUUGAAUCUGGGAAAAUACUUCAAACACAGCGAAUGACGCACAGUGAAUAUAGUACUUUUAUUCAUUUCAAUUGUUUUCAAUUCAAUUUUUUAUCAAUUUUUUUUAUUUUACAAAUCAAUUAUAAUCAUUUACAACAAUUGAGGAAUACAAAUUGCAAACAGAAGGGUCCACUAAAAAAGUCCACUAAAAAAGCAAUGAUUGUUUAAUUGUGGUUAUCAUUUAUCAAAUGCGUGAUAUCAUGUACAAUAGGCAUGGGGAAAAUAUUCCAAAGUCAACCGCUGUUAAUAUGUAUUUUAAAAAAAUAAUGUGAAAAUAUUCAUUUCAUAUUUCUGCCAUUUGAAAGGUUUAUUUACAUGACUAAUUCUUCAGGGAUUUUGAAGAUAAUUGACCCACAGCGUUAUGUAAAUAAAACUUAUAUCGACAUUUGGUUCGCUUUUCAAAUUUCCCCCAUGCUUUGCGUACACAAUGCCUCGCAUUAAACCUUGAGGGCUCAAUAGCGCUAUUCGUUGUUUUUCAAACAAUGGCCUGUAUAAUCGGUUUUCCGAAGCUGUGUCUGGUUUAAUAUCCGGCUAUCCGAUCAUGGAUUCAUCGUUUAUCAAGCUGGAGCAGUGCCAUGCUUUUAGAAGAGUUUAGCUAACCCGGUUCAAGUGGUAUUGGGCACAAUAUGCUUUACUUGGGGAAAAUACAAUACAAAGGAAUAGACGUCACAUUGUGACCUGCUGAAACCAAGUUGGCUAAACUAUGCGUACAUAAUAUUAUUUCAAAAGAAAUUCGAUGGUUAGAUGGAUAACGGGCCAUUGUGUUUAAAUGAAUUAUCGUGUUUUCCAUUUUGUUGAGUAUACAGCUUGAAAUUAAAGAAAUCGUACUCUGCAUGUAUUUAUUUCUCGUUUAAUUAUAAAUAAAUAAUUAUAUAUUAUAUUA
Messenger RNA from Strongylocentrotus purpuratus (purple sea urchin), 3645 nucleotides. RefSeq lists its product as uncharacterized. NCBI's taxonomy places the organism in Eukaryota, Metazoa, Echinodermata, Echinoidea, Camarodonta, Strongylocentrotidae. The record is from RefSeq and is a predicted model, not a curated record. The transcript is spliced from 5 exons. Gene Ontology annotation, biological process: receptor guanylyl cyclase signaling pathway; cGMP biosynthetic process; intracellular signal transduction. Bases 1 to 2031 code for a protein of 676 amino acids. Gene Ontology annotation, molecular function: peptide receptor activity; guanylate cyclase activity.